This is a messenger RNA of Patiria miniata (bat star), 3690 nucleotides long. RefSeq lists its product as uncharacterized. The coding region runs from base 368 to 1303 and encodes 311 amino acids. The transcript has 6 exons. The record is from RefSeq and is a predicted model, not a curated record. Gene Ontology annotation, molecular function: calcium ion binding. NCBI's taxonomy places the organism in Eukaryota, Metazoa, Echinodermata, Asteroidea, Valvatida, Asterinidae.
CGUCAAGCCAAGUCACACACACAGAACCCAUAGUUAGUACGUCAACUAUAGAGGGAAGGUCCCAUAUAUAAACUAGUCAUUACAGAGUUGUAGAAAUAGUACAUGGAAGUAAAACAGUAAAUUCUGAUGGGAUAAGCGCAUUGAACCGCCACUACACUUGAAUUGACAGCGUGCUGGAAACUAAUCACAACGGAAUAUUGUAUUCAGCACAGUAAAUGUACCGUGCACAUCGUCGUUUGGAUCAAGAGUCUGACCUGGUGUUCAACUUGCAAUAUUUAUUAAUUGCUGCAUCACAUUCGCCAUCGAGAACAUUUUUUAUAAUAUUUGGAUUUGGAUUGCAGACUUAAACUACUGCAGGCCUGUCACGAUGUACGCUUUAGCGAUUACAUACCUCGUUUGCUUUAUUCCCAUCUGUGUCGGCUCGAUCCCCACUGAUGAUGAUUAUUCUUCAAGUUCGUUUGAUUACGAAAGUAGUGCAGACUAUGUGCCACUACUUCCCAUGGAGGUUUUUGCAUUAAAUGACAAGAACGGAAAUGGAUUUAUAACACCGAAGGAGUAUAGGAAGGCCAACCCAGGCACGACAGACAUCGAAUCCAAACUCAUCUUCGACAGUUUCGAUCGGGAUAAAGAUGGGAGAAUUUCACUGACUGAGUUUACAGCACGAGUUCAGCACAGUGAACCCGACCUUCAAGAAGAUUGUUUGACUACAAUUAUGCGAACCUGCAGCAAGGAGUUCAUACAUGCUGUACAGAAAUGGGGCGACAAACAAGGAGAUGCUAUGUGUCAUUGUUUACCAGUGUACAGAGACUGUAUCCGAAAUGAAAGGGAAGCAUGCACUACGGUGUCACCGAAAGACCGAGAGGAAGAGGAAAUAUUAAACGACCAAGUGGAUUUGCUCUUGCGGCGCUUCAAGAAGGCACUUUGCCAAGACAUGUCAACCAAAGUGAGACCAUCAGCGACAGCUUUGAGUACCAUCAUGCCAGCAUCAUCCACAUCCAUGACAAUGCCGAGAGGCAUGAGACAAGUCAGAUCAUCAAGAACCCGGGUGUCCAGGCGUUACAGACCAAGAUCAAGGAGACAGAGCUGUAUCGUGUCAACAAUGAAGCCAUGUAAUGAUGUAUUCAUUGCCUCACUACAAGCAGAGGAAGAAGACCCUUGUCAUAGUCUUGUCAAGUACAGGCAAUGCGUACAUAGGAGCACGAAGCGUUGUAACGACCCAAAUUUACCACACAUUCAAAGAGCCAUCAAGUUCUUGGCUAAGCAGCACAGACGAGUCAAAAUAUGCACCAAGUACAGCAUAUAGAGGGCGCUAUGUCCAAUAUAUGGCCAUACGAACGUGCUUGAUUAACUUCAAGUAUUCAGAACGAUGAUAACGAUGAUACAUACUGGAGGACGCUAUCAAUUUGUACGUGUUGACGGUCAGAGCAUGGCAUGUAAUGUAUCUUGGUUUUUAAUUCACAAGCUCGGGGUGACUCACAAUUGUCUUCAUUUCCAUUGUAAGAUCCUGGCCUUUCACCUCACAUAAGCCAAGAUUAGCGGUUUUGGUAUUGACUGCUAAGUCAACAGGCAUGAACUAAACAAUAUUGAUGGCAUUAUAAAUAUUGCUCUGUUUAAAGAGACAGGCGACCUGCGAGGCCUCCCAAGUUGACACUUUAUAUAUCCAGGGACCAUUCUGGGGGUAUUAGGGUUACAGAGCUAUCUUCACACAGGAUUCUGUACAGUCAUGCCCGGCUGCAGUGAUGUUUUUGAAUAUUAUUGUGUAGCCACGAGAUAAAAUGACUCAUUUAUUGUAUAUUAUUUAUAUUAGAAGAAGCUGUGAACCAUUCGCUAAAGCCAGCAUAUUACCCUGGAAUUACCAGUGCGUGAAAAAAGGUUGUGGGGAACCACGUGUAUUAUGUACAGCAUUUUAUUAAAUAGAAUCCCUUUUUUACUUUUAUAAUAUGUACAAAGUGUUUUUUAUACUGACAAUGUUAUAUAAUAGUUUUAACAGUGAUUUUGUUUUUGUAUGUUGUUCAUAUUGUACAAAGUCGUCAGCUGGUGUUUUGGUGACUAUUUCAUUGUGCCCUUGCCGUAAUGUCAGCGCAUUGUGCAUAUAAAUGUACAGUGUAUAGUUUGUAUAAAGAUAUAACUGAUCUAUCACUGUCGUAAUGAACCGAGAGGAAAGCACGAAUACAAAAUACUGAGAUCCAUUCUUUGUGUUUGAAAAAAAAAGUAUUCAGUCAAAUUUUGUCUAAUCAAAAGAUUACAGAGUCAGUGCAUUUUCACUUGUAAAAAGCAGAUGAGCUAAUGUUAUUUAUCAAACAUGAUUUGAUUAAUAUAAGGAUUUUCUCUAGAAUUAAUGUAAUAAGCUACGCGAUGACAGAACACUCUUUUGGAUAUUGCUUUAAAAGUAAAAAAAAAAGUUAAGUUAAUUAACCUGUUACUGACAGUUAAAUGACUCCUAAAUAAGAUCAAUAUACACUUUGUCUUAAAAAAAAAAUAACUUGAUAUCGUGGCAGUAGUGUUGGUAUAGGGGUCUAAUGACAAUGUUUAAAGAGAACAUAAAUCCAUGGAAUACCCACUACCUCAUUUUGUAGAUUUUACAAAACACGAGGAUUGUUACUUGACAAGCUUUGCAACUACCGUGUUCAGCUGAGAGAAUUUACUCCUAAAUAUUACUUUACUUUUAGAGAUUUGCCUAUAUUUGUGAACCAACCACCUGUAAAAGGUUCUUGAAUAUAACGACCACGCUAAAUGUGCAGUUUGUUAUGCAUUGAUAAAUAUUUGCCAUAAAUCAUAACUUCUGACAGUUUUUCGUUUCUAAUUUUCCUAAUUCACACGGUUGACACUAUCAAAAUAAUGUGACUUUGUAUAAGAAAUAUUCUAGGUAGGCCUAUAGCUUUUCUUCCGAAUAACGAAAAAAAUAAUGUAAACAAAGUAACAAUGUGUAAACACAGGUCUUGAUACAUACAAAACAGUUAAUCAAUUUAACAAAAUAAUUAAAUGUGCAUCUUGUAAAACAGUUUUACAUUUUUACAUUGAGUUUAAGUUUAAGUACCGGUGUGAAUAACUUUCACAAUAUGAAAUCGAGAUCUUAAAGUUUAAGAUCUCGAUUUCAUGUUGAAAAUGUUUCACACUUUAGUGUUUAUUUCGAUAGUUUUCAUAACUACCUUAUGCAUUCUGAAUUAAUUAAGAUUGUAAAACACUGCCACUGAUUAUUAGAAAACGUGUAAUGAGUUUAUAAGAGCAUUUGUAUUCAUGCCAUCAGGGUUUAUGGCAGAAAAUAACGUUAGUGAUUCGUAAAAUUGGACAACCGUUCAAUUCGAAUGUCAACAUUUUGUACACAUUGAAUGGGAUUACCCUUUAUAAGCCAUCAAGCCAAUUAUAUCCAAAAUUUGACACCUUUUGUAUCCAGUUUAACCUUUAUAUUACGGUUUGUACUGCCCACUUGUAUUUAUUUUUGCUGACCAUAUUGUAAAUUUCUGUGGCAUAUCACAGUCCAAUUUAUGCAAAGUAUUUAAAAAAAAAAGAGGCAGACUAAUUUGACAUAUCAACCUAACAUAUUUUUGCCGUUCAUUGUAUUAUUUAUUAUUUGUUCGACAAGUGAACGUAUUGAAAUUGACAACCAAUUAAUAAGUUUAUCUGAGCUUAGAGGUGCCUUGUUUAAUGUUGCUUGUUUAAUGUUGCUUAAUAAGAUGUCCAUCAUGAUGU